Penicillium pulvis is the source of this 1521-nucleotide messenger RNA. RefSeq names its product MFS transporter. Gene Ontology annotation, biological process: transmembrane transport. Gene Ontology annotation, molecular function: transmembrane transporter activity. The coding region runs from base 1 to 1521 and encodes 506 amino acids. The transcript has 3 exons. NCBI's taxonomy places the organism in Eukaryota, Fungi, Ascomycota, Eurotiomycetes, Eurotiales, Aspergillaceae. The record is from RefSeq and is a predicted model, not a curated record.
AUGGCUCCUGAUCUUGAAUCCCACUCGCACCCAAUUAAGGAGACCAAUCCCGACGAUAUUGAGGCUUUCAAAGUUUAUUUCGAGUUAGAUGAUAUCACAAAUCCCAAGAAUUUCAGCACACGCUACAAGAUAUGGCUGGUCUUCCAAAUGAGCAUGCUCGCGAUGACAGGUGCUCUCGGCUCCUCAAUCAUCUCUCCUGGGUCGACACAGAUUGCAGGAUAUACAAGUGUUAGCACCGAGGCGACAUCUUUGACCGUGGCUUUAUUUGUCUUGGGUUGGGCCUUUGGCCCUAUGAUAUGGGCGCCCGUUAGUGAAAUGUACGGCCGUCGAUUGGGCAUGCUACCCGCCAUCUUUGUCCUAGGUCUCUUUAGCAUUGGUACUGCAACAAGCAACAAUGCCGAAUCCAUUUUCCUGACUCGGUUCUUUGGCGGGAUCUUUGCGUCCGCGCCAAUUAGUAAUGUGCCUGCGGCUUUGGGGGAUAUGUUUGCUCCGGCAACACGGGGAAAUGCGAUGACAUUUGUGGCAUUGUGUAUCACAGGGGGUCCUACCCUUGGACCCAUUAUUGGUUCUGCUUUGACGGUCAAUCGCAAUUUGGGAUGGCGCUGGACCGAGUAUAUGGAAGCCAUCAUCGCAUUCUUUCUAUUCGCCCUCUGUGCACUAUUUCUCCCUGAAACAUAUGCUCCAGUUCUUCUCAAACUAAAAGCACAGAAAUUACGCAAGAGUACAGGGGACGAGCGAUACUGGCAUCCUCACGAGAAGGAGAAGAUCGAAAUGCACAACAUUGUCACUAAGCACCUUGCCCGACCAUUAGUGUAUGAGUCCGCUCUCUACUUGCAGAAACAGGGUGUUGAUUAUAUUCUUGUUAGGAUGCUAUUCACCGAGCCAAUGGUCACUCUACUUGCCCUUUACGCCUCCUUCACGUACAGCCUGAUCUAUUUGACCCUCGAAGUAUUCCCCAUCGUCUUUCACGAGGAUCGACACUGGACUCUGAUUAUAUCAACCCUUCCUUUCCUAUCAAUCCUAGUUGGAGUCAUUUGUGCGGUGAUGCUUAAUUUUGCCAAUCAGCCACGUUAUCAGCGCGCGGUAAAGGCAAAUGGUGGGAAGGCAGUACCUGAAGCUCGUCUUCCUCCCAUUGUUAUUGGAGGUGUCUUGCUGUCAGUGGGUCUAUUUUGGUUUGGCUGGACCGCAGCUCCAAAGUAUCCUUGGCCAUCGCCAGUGGUAGCAGGAGGUUUCAUAGCAGCAGGCUUCAAUAUCGUUUUUCAACAAUGUCUUAACUUUCUGGUCGAUACCUAUGGCCCAUUCGCUGCCAGUGCUGUGUCUGCAAACACAAUUCUUCGGUCUAUACUUGCAUGCGCGAUGCCUAUUGCCGCCCGACCUAUGUUUGAGAAUUUGGGCAUCGGACCUGCGGCUAGUCUACUGGGGGGUAUCUCGUGCUUGGCUCUACCGGUUCCUUUGCUGUUCAUCAGGUAUGGCGAGGCAUUGAGGACCAAAUCUAAAUUCACCCCGGGACGCGAUGCAUAA